Molecule: messenger RNA, 1119 nt
Organism: Coccinella septempunctata (seven-spotted ladybird)
Lineage: Eukaryota; Metazoa; Arthropoda; Insecta; Coleoptera; Coccinellidae
Product: methylenetetrahydrofolate reductase-like
Exons: 1
Coding region: 22-975 (317 amino acids)
Biological process (GO): tetrahydrofolate interconversion
Cellular component (GO): cytosol
Molecular function (GO): FAD binding; methylenetetrahydrofolate reductase [NAD(P)H] activity
Source: RefSeq, a predicted model, not a curated record
UUGGGAUCGAAUUAACUUACAAUGAUAAGAACGUCUCAUCCUAACAAGAAACUAACAGAAAUAAUACAGCAUUUGGGAAAAGAAAAAACAAUCUCUGUCGAGUUGAAUCCAUACAAAACAAUCGAUUAUAACAUUCUAACCAGAAUUAAUCCCAGUUUUUGUUCAGUAACUUGGAUAGCCAACCGCAAUGAUCCCAAAAACCCAAGGUUAUUGCCACCUAUUAUGGUCGCCAAAGAUCUGAUAAGAAAAGGAUACGUUGUGCUUGUUCAUAUUCCCGGAAUUUUUUAUACGCGGGACAGAAUGAGAAAUAUUUUGCUGGUCUUGAAAGAAAUCGGUGUACGCAAUAUAUUCGCAAUGCGAGGUGGAGGACCCUGGUUGAAAAUAGAUCAUUGCGAUUUUCCCUUCGCUCAGGAUUUCAUAGAGUUCAUAAGUAGCGAGUUCGGCAACUAUUUCGAAAUAGUCAUUGCAGGAUUUCCUCACAUUCACCCAGCUACCGGAUCGAUGGAAAACGAGAUGUUUUUCCUCAGACAAAAAGUUGAAGCUGGAGCAAGUUUGAUUUUCACCCAAGCUUGCAUGUCCCCACAGAGGUACUUGAACUAUAGGAGGAUCUGCACUGAAUAUGCGAUAGAUAUCCCGAUUAUCUUCGGAUUGCUCAUGUUCAGAUCUUACAAUGAUUUCGUAAGGGUUAAACGAAUGUGUUGCUUCAUCGAUAAAAGUGUCUAUAGAGCUGCUCUACAAGCCAAGAGAUCCCGCCAGAGUAAGCAGCAUGGAAGAAAGUGGACGAAUUAUCUCAUAAGGGAGUUACUCAAGAGUGACUUAACUGUAGGAGUUCACAUAUUCACACAAAAUUUCUUUGAGUUAGCUAAUAAUAUUUUAAUUGAAAGCGAGGCUAAUAAAUGUAAGGCUGACUUGAAAAAGAGACGGAAGCCAUCAUCCGUUCCAUUUUCAAAUUACACUUCUACUUCUAGUUCCUGAUUUUUCAGGAAAAUAUUAGUUUAUAUUCAUGCAUUAGGUGUGAAAUAAGGUGAAUAUUAUAUUUGGAAUAUUUAUAUUUUCGGUGUAAUCCAUCCGUUCAACAUGUAUAACAAUUAACUUUUAUUAUAUAUUUAUUGUAUCAAU